AAAAGGAGGAAGAAGAAGAAGAAGAAGGAGAAGAAGGAGAAGAAGAAGCAGCUGCUGCAGCGAAGAGCAAUCCCUUCUCCUUCUUCUCUCUUCCUCUUCUCCUCCUCGCGCUCCUCCUCCUCGCGCUCCUCCGCAGCGAGCCCCCUGCGAUUUCGGUCCGCGAGCAUUGCGCAUUUCCCGGUGCCUCCCCCGUCUCGAUUCUCGCUUUCCGGGGAAAAAGCCUGAUUUCAGGGAGCGAUGGUGGCCCCGUCGCUUCAGUGCAUGGGCUCGCUGUCGGGCGACGAGCUGGAGGGCAACGGCGGCUCCGGGGUCGUCGCCUCGGGCGCCGGCCGCGGCAAGAGCCCCGCGACGGGGGGCGAGGGCAAGAAGGAGGGGGCCGGCGACCGCGCGAAGGAGAAGGAGAAGGAGAACGAGAAGGGCGAGGCGGAGCCGAAGGGAGAGCCGGAGCGGGAGCGCGAUGAUUCGCCGAGGCCGGGGACGCAGAGGCGGUGCAGCGCGAGGAUCCAGACGAAGCAGAGGGCCGAGAAGGAGCUCCUGGUGCGUCGGAGGGUGGAGCUCCUGGACAACAGCGACGAGGCCCCGGCCGCCGGCAAGAGGCGCAAUGUGGGAGGUAGGAGGAGGUCGGGAGGGGAGAGCGCGAGAGAGGAGGAGGAGGAGGAGGAGGGCCCGAAGGUCGAGGAGACCGCGGCGGAGACCGUCGAGGGUAGGGAGAACGGCGGCGUCGUCGUCGUCGUCGUCGGCGUCGAGGCGGCGAAUGCGGGUUCGGGCGCGGAAAGGGAAAGCCAGGUCGCGGGCGGUGGCGAUAAUGGGGCGAGUAUGGUGGAGAAGAGUGACUUUGCCAAGGUCAAGGAGACUCUUAGGUUGUUCAACAAGCAUUAUCUUCACUUUGUUCAGGAAGAGGAGAAACGAUGUAACAAAGAGAAAGCGGAAAGCUCAAAAGGGUCGCAGAAACCUAAAUCCAAAUCCAAAUCUAAGGAACAACAAAAAGGUUCAAAGCAAUCUAAAUCUAACUCCAAGAAAGGAAAUUCAACAGAAGGAGAAACCAAGAAAUUAGCCAUGAGGCCUGAUUUGAAGGCAAUAUCCAAGAUGAUGGAGACCAAUUGUGUGUUACAUCCUAAGAAAAGGUUCGGUAAUAUUCCGGGUAUUAAUGUUGGCCAUCAGUUCUUUUCACGAGCUGAAAUGGUUGUCGUAGGAUUUCAUAGUCAUUGGUUGAAUGGUAUCGACUAUAUGGGCCAAGCAUAUAGAAAGGAAUACAGUAAUUACACAUUCCCCGUUGCUGUGGCAAUAGUUCUGUCCGGAAUGUACGAGGAUGAUCAGGAUAAUGCUGAUGACGUUGUAUAUACUGGUCAAGGUGGGCACAAUCUUACCGGUGAUAAGCGUCAGAUUCGGGAUCAAGUAUUAGAGCGUGGUAAUUUGGCUCUAAAGAAUUGCGUUGACCAAAAUGUGCCAGUCAGAGUGGUACGUGGUCAUGAAUCUAGAAGCAGCUACUGUGGCAAACUUUAUACAUAUGAUGGACUGUAUAAGGUUGUUAAGUACUGGGCGGAGAAGGGUUUAUCUGGAUAUACUGUCUUCAAAUUUCGGUUAAGGAGGAUGCCAGGGCAGCCCAUGUUGACUACUAAUCAGGUUCAGUUUGUAUACGGUCGCGUUCCUAACUCUGUGUCAGAAAUACGUGGAUUGGUAUGCGAGGAUAUCACAGGGGGCACGGAGGAUAUUCCUAUACCGGCUACAAAUUUAGUGGACGAUCCUCCUGUUCCACCUUCAGGAUUCAAGUAUGUCAAGACUAUUCAAGUUGCAAAGAAUAUAAUUCUUCCCUCAGCUUCCACAGGUUGCAAGUGCCGAGGAGGUUGCAUUGAUCCAAGGAUCUGUUCUUGUGCUAAAUUGAAUGGUUCUGACUUUCCAUAUGUGCGGCGAGACGGUGGCAGAUUAAUAGAAGCUAAGGAUGUUGUUUACGAAUGUGGCCCGAACUGUGGCUGUGGACCUGAUUGUUUGAAUCGGGUGUCUCAGAGAGGCAUAAGAUAUCGUCUCGAGGUGUUCCGAGCCCCACGAAAGGGUUGGGCUGUUAGAUCAUGGGACUUUAUACCUUCCGGAGCACCGGUAUGUGAAUACAUUGGUAUUCUCAAUAGGGCUGAAGACAUGGAAAAUGCCUCUGAGAAUAACUACAUUUUUGAUAUUGAUUGCUUGCAAACCAUGAGGGGUCUUGGUGGAAGGGAGAGGAGGUCACGAGAUGCAUCCUCUGAGACAGUUGAUCAGAUGCACAAGCAUGAUGACCAGAAAUUCGAGGUCCCAGAGUUCUGCAUCGAUGCUGGUUCAGUUGGAAAUAUUGCCAGGUUUAUCAAUCAUAGCUGCGAGCCUAAUUUGUUUGUCCAAUGUGUAUUAAGUUCCCACCAAGACAUUAAGCUGGCUAGGGUGGUGCUAUUUGCAGCUGACAACAUACCACCAUUGCAGGAGCUCACCUAUGACUAUGGCUAUGAGCUUGAUAGUGUUUUUGGCCCUGAUGGAAAGGUGAAAAGAAUGCCAUGCUACUGUGGUGCUGCUGAUUGUAGGAAGCGCUUGUUUUAAGACGCUAAAUGUUUUCAAGCGCUUGUUUUACCUUCAGUGGUCCUUAUGCUCCUUUGGCCACGUGAAAUUUUUUGCCUAAGCUCGUUUAUUCCUGUAAUCUUGUUUCUGCUGUAACGGGGUAGAUACAGUAGGUUAGGUUCUAUAGCCAGAAACGGAAAGGGAAAAGGAAAUAGGUUCUGUUGUGAAAAUCAACGAAGUGCUUGUUGUCUGUCGGUUGUGGAAGUCAUCUCAUGUAGUUAGGAUUUUGUCACUUUCCCGUGUUUCGACACUUCGGGCUUUGAUUGCCCACCAUAUCUGCAAAUGAAAAUUCAGAGGUGAGAGGGGAAGCAACAAGAGUGCAUUUCCCUUGCUAGAAAAAGGACUUUGAUUUUGUAAA
This is a messenger RNA of Syzygium oleosum, 2935 nucleotides long. RefSeq names its product histone-lysine N-methyltransferase, H3 lysine-9 specific SUVH4. The transcript has 16 exons. NCBI's taxonomy places the organism in Eukaryota, Viridiplantae, Streptophyta, Magnoliopsida, Myrtales, Myrtaceae. Gene Ontology annotation, molecular function: protein binding; histone methyltransferase activity; zinc ion binding. The record is from RefSeq and is a predicted model, not a curated record. Gene Ontology annotation, cellular component: nucleus. Bases 238 to 2559 code for a protein of 773 amino acids.